This is a messenger RNA of Aspergillus glaucus CBS 516.65, 1371 nucleotides long. Its product is annotated as putative aminotransferase. Gene Ontology annotation, biological process: biosynthetic process. Gene Ontology annotation, molecular function: catalytic activity; pyridoxal phosphate binding. Lineage: Eukaryota; Fungi; Ascomycota; Eurotiomycetes; Eurotiales; Aspergillaceae. The transcript has 3 exons. The record is from RefSeq and is a predicted model, not a curated record. Bases 1 to 1215 code for a protein of 404 amino acids.
AUGGUUCAAAUUGACGGUUUCGCUGUUGAGCAGUGGAUGGACCGCUACGAAACUGACGCCAAAUACAACCUCGCCGAGACAUGCUGCGCCUCGAUUUCUCUUAACGACCUGUUGACACUCUCUGCCCAAGAAACAGAAUUGGUCGACUUUGCUCAGAAGCAGGUAUACGGCGCGAUUCGGGGAUCAAGGGCCCUACGAUCGAACAUCGCAAAUCUUUAUUCAGCCGACCACUCCGACCCAGUCGACCUAGUUCUUCCCGACCACGUCCUUGUUACGAACGGAGCGAUCCAGGCAAAUUUUCUCUCGCUAUACACUAUUGUCGGUCCUGGUGAUCAUGUCAUAUGCCACUACCCUACGUACCAACAGCUCUAUUCUGUCCCCGAGUCUCUGGGAGCUGAAGUGAGUCUGUGGCGCUCUUCGGAUGAAAGCAACUGGCAACUGGACCUCAACGCACUGCGGGAGAUGAUCAAACCGAAUACAAAGAUAAUCAUUAUCAACAACCCCCAGAACCCUACUGGCGCUAUACUACAUCGUCACUUCCUACAAGAACUAGUCGACAUCGCACGGCAACGAGAUAUCGUCAUUCAUUGCGACGAGGUCUAUCGCCCGCUUUUUCAUUCCCUCGGCCCGAACCAACAUGAACCUCAGCCAUCUAUUCUCAACUUCGGUUAUGAAAAAGUAAUCGCCACCGGCUCAAUGUCCAAGGCAUUCAGCUUGGCCGGUAUUCGUUUAGGUUGGAUCACUUCGAGAAGUACCGAUAUCAUUGAGGCUUGUGCCUCUGCGCGCGAUUAUACCCUCAUUUCCGUCGGCCAAAUCGACGCUCGCGUGGCAACUUAUGCCCUUUCGAAGCCAUGUGUGGACAAUCUCCUCCAGCGUAAUCUGCAGCUGGCCAACCAGAACCUGGAAGCCGUCGAUGCAUUCGCAUCGGAGUUUACAUGGGCUGUGAGCUGGACACGUCCACUAGCGGGUACAACGGCAUUCGUCAAAUUUGUCAACAGAGACGGCAGGCCGAUCAACGAUGUUGUAUUUUGCCAGCGUCUCCAGGAGCAAUUCGGGGUCAUGCUGGUACCAGGGAGCCAGUGCUUCGGUGGUGGAAUCGACUUUCGAGGAUACGUGCGAAUUGGCUAUGUGCAAGAGCCCGAGACGUUGUUGGAUGGAUUGCAAGCGUUGCGGCUAUUCAUGCGCAAUGAGUACGAAAAGCUACCUGUCGCGUAAUGACCACGGUUCUGGAUGACCAUCGAGAUCCGCUUUUUGUACUCUGUAUCGUCCUUUUCAAAAUAAGACCAAAUCCAAACCAAUCUGUGCAAAGUAGACGCUCCAAGGUAGACAUGAAUCGGAUUCCCAGUAUGUCUUGAGCAACCGUCGGGCCCG